UGCAAAUCUCAUUUCUGGCUUCCAUACAAAUAAACAACUCUGAAGUCAACAAUCUUUAUCCAAAGAAAUUCAUCAUCAUGGAAACCAUAAGAGAAGAGGCUCCUUCAAGCUACUUGAUGAAGCUGGUUGGUUUCUCUGAGGUUAAAUUCAGUCAUCAACCUUAUGAAUCUGCUGAUUUCGACGUUGGGGGACAUAAAUGGAGAUUGAUAUUUUACCCGGCUGGAAAGUUAGAAGAAGGUGGAAAAGACCAUGUUUCGAUUUAUGCGAGGAUCGAAAAUGUUGGUGCUUCUAUGCAGAUUGAUGCUGAACUCAAGUUCUUCAUCUACAAUCACAACAACAAGCAAUACUCUGUCUUUCAAGAUGGAACUAUGAAGCAUUACAAUAAGGAGAAAAAAGAGUGUGGAUUUGCGCAAAUGCUUCUUUUUUCGAAGUUCAACGACCCAAAGAAUGGGUACAUCGAUGGAAAUGCUUGUAUCGUUGGGGUGGAGAUAUUCGUUAUAAAGCCGAUAGAGAAGGUGGAGAGGGUUGUAUUCACACAAAACCCACCAGAAAACAAAUUCACGUGGAAAAUCUCUCAUUUCUCAUAUAUAGGAGACAAGAGAUACUAUUAUUCAGAUGAAUUUGUGGUCGGAGAUAGAAAAUGGAGAUUGAAGAUUAGUCCAAAGGGAGACAAAAAGGUAAGAGCACUUUCAGUUUAUGUACAAGCCAUGGCAUAUCUGCCAAAUGCGGUAGCUUCUAGCACUUAUGCAAAGCUCAGACUUCGGCUACUAAAUCAGAAAAACUCUAACCACAUUGAGAAACGCGGUACAUAUCAAACUAUAUAUUUUUUUUAUUAGGGUAGAAAAAUCGAUAUGAUCAUUCUUAAAGACUGACUUAUGAGUGAUGUUUAUGUAUAGUUUUUCAUUUUUACUCGAGAGAGAAUGGAGACGGAUCAGGGAUAUCUGAGUUAAUAUCUGUGGAGGAUCUAAAUGAUGAAUCAAAAGGGUACCUUGUGGAAGACUCCAUUGUUCUUGAAACUACUCUUCUUUGGGUCUCUGACACUAAGGUCGUUGACUCUAUCUAAAGACUCCUAUUACCUCUUUCUUUCUUUUGCAUACAUCUUUCUUUUUUAAGCAACAAAAUGUCUUCUUUGCUAUUUCCCCUUUUUUUUUUUUUUUUUUUUUUUUUAGUUUGUUAAAUUUUUUGAUGUUUUGUUGACUGAUUAUGUAAGAAUCUUUGUACGA
Messenger RNA from Arabidopsis thaliana (thale cress), 1223 nucleotides. RefSeq names its product TRAF-like family protein. The coding region runs from base 78 to 836 and encodes 252 amino acids. NCBI's taxonomy places the organism in Eukaryota, Viridiplantae, Streptophyta, Magnoliopsida, Brassicales, Brassicaceae. The transcript has 4 exons. The record is from RefSeq and is marked reviewed.